UAUAACCAAUGUUAAAAAGGAAGACCACCAAGACGGCAAACCUUAUGUAUGCAUGGCCCAAAAUCUGAAAAUGAGGAAGAAUUCGUUCUCACAUGGAUACAUUAUCGCACCAACUACCAACAGUGGAACCAGCGAUAACGUAGCUCCACAUUAUUUAUGGUCGACACCUCAUGGAAUCUUCGGAAUAAUUGGACAAGAACUGAGAAUUAAGUGCAUAUUUGGAGGAAAUCCUACACCUGAGGUCCAUUGGGAAAAUAAAACUGGUCCAAUACCAGACAAUCGUAGAACGCUGUCACUUGGUGGACAACAGCUAUAUAUUUCAAAGCUUCAAAUGACUGAUAGAGGCAGUUAUACUUGUUACACGACGAGUGCCAUUGGACAAAGACAGCAGCGAAAUAUAAACGUCAUUGUAAAAUCUAAGCCUUACUGGAUGGAGGACGGCAAACCGACGGAUAUAGAGAGAGGCGUAGGAGAAAAAGCUACUUUUAUAUGUAGAGCAGGCGGAGAUCCAACUCCAGAUAUUCAGUGGUAUAUUAAUGGUGUAAAAUUCAAAGACGCAAAACACGUCACUAUAAGAGAUGGCCGACUUAUCAAACGUGAUGACAAUAAUAUAACUUUAAUAGAUUUGAGACUUGGUGAUGCAAUGGUUCUACAGUGUAAUGCUUCUAAUACCUUUGGUUAUGUGUUUGCCGACUUCUAUCUCAACGUGUUAAAGGAGAGACCACAGUUCAUCAAAGGGCCAGUAAAGGAAUUAAAAGUGGCAGAGAAUACAGAUGUGCAUCUGACAUGUCAGACCAGUGGUAAACCUGAUCCUAUCAUAACAUGGUUCAGAGGGUCACAACAAAUAACUGGUGGUAGGUACCAGAUACAGCCUAAUGGAGACUUACUUAUUCAGAAAGUUGUGCUGUCUGAUGCUGGGAAUUUUACAUGUGAAGCCCAGAAUAAUGAAGGAUUUGAUUCAGACUGGGGUGUGAUGAUUGUUAGAAGAUCAACAAGGAUUGAACAAAGUCCGAAAGAUUUAGAAGUUUUCGCAGGAACAGAUGCAAAAUUCACCUGCUCUGGUACAACAGACUUCGAAGAAGUAAGCAAACUCCGAGUUUAUUGGUUGAAGGAUAGAAAGGAAAUUACACAAAGCAACCAACGAAUGACAACCAAUGUACAAGAUAACUCUUUAACUAUAAGUGGUACUAUCAGUAGAGAUUCGGGAUUUUAUACUUGUGUUAUAACUAACGAAUUAGAUCAGCAAGAGGCCUCUGCUAUUUUGACCGUUAAAGACAGACCAGAGCCACCAGUUGGUGUCCACAAAAAAAGAUGCAUAAAUAACACUGCUACAAUAACCUGGACGAAGGGUGGAUUCAACAAUGCUCCCAUUCAGUACUUUACUGUAGAGUACAAUACUUCAGUUGAGACUGACAGAUGGGUAUUUGCAGUUACUGCUAAUCAAUCUGCUAAUACUAUUACAUUAGGAUUACGACCGGGCGUUAGUUAUAGCUUUCGCCUCUUGGCUACAAAUAAAAUUGGUAUAAGUGAACCUAGUAAACACAGUGAGAUUUGCACAACAGAUACAGCAAAGCCGUACAAAAAUCCCGAAAAUGUAAGGGGAGUCGGCGAUAAACCGGGAUAUCUUGUCAUCGAAUGGACGCCUAUGCCCCCUAUUGAUCAUGGUGGACGCAACUUUAGAUAUGUUCUCAAGAUUUCGAAACGUGGAAACGUUGUCAUAGAUGUAGUUAAAACAAUAACAAACUGGCGACAGAGCAGAUUUGAAUAUCUUUCCAAUGACGUAUAUACACCGUAUAAUGUGUCGAUACAGGCCGCCAACGAGCAUCAAAGUAGUACAGCACAACUAAUACCAGAAAUCAUUUAUUCUGGAGAAAGCAAACCUGGACCAAGUAUGAAGAUCGACACUUUUGUAGUUGACAAUGCUGAUCUUGCAGAAAAUUCCGCCACUUUCUAUUGGAGCUGGGACAUGAAUAAUAAUGCUCAGCUUCAUGGAAAAUUUAGAGGAUUCAAGAUUCAGUUUUGGGUAAAAGGUAUGAAAAGAAUAACUUUUAGAGAAGAUGAGAUUUUGGAGAGGGAUAUGAAACCACGAUAUGGGUCGGUGAAAAAGAGAUCAAUUGUUGAAUAUACUUAUACCGUGAGAAACCUUUUACCCUUUACUAUUAUGGAAGCUCAGAUCUGUGUGAUGAAUACGUAUUACGUCAGUGGACCAAGUCCAAUAGUGUCAUUUGUCACAAAAUCCGGAGUACCAGGACCAGUGGAAAAUUUACAUCCAGUUCUUAUAGCAAGUAAUUUCAUAGAACUGACAUGGAAAAGACCAGAGCUUUUGAAUUCACCAAUCCCUGACGAAGAUCUUACAAAUAGCUAUUUGAAAGGAUAUGACGUAGGAUUUCAGACAGUCAAAGGACUUGAAUUGGGACAGAUGCAAGAAAUGGAUCCACAAAUAAUAGAUCCACGUGUAACAAAAUGUGUAUUAAAUGGGUUGACAUCUAAUAAGAAAUAUAGAGUAUAUAUGUGGGCAAGAACAGAAAAUGGCCGCGGUGAACAGUCCUUCAUUGAAAUAACGACAGCAAAAAGCACAGCAAUGGAUGUUCCAUCAUUUUUCGUCAGAAAUGUUAAUUCAACAUUCUUCAACCUUACAUGGACGAUGGUAAUGAAUAAGAAAUUUGGUACUGUUGCGUUUGUAGAAUAUCGUAUAAAAGGUACAUCUGAUUGGCAACAGUCUGCACAGGAAUUUUCAAAAAGCUGGAUAGGUGUGAAAAAACUGCACCAUGGAACAUCAUACGAAGUCCGUCUGGCUGUCACCAAUGGCGGUAAAACAUCAAAGGGUGAUAUUGAAGUUAUUCGGACUAAGGGAAUUUCUGCUGCUUACAGUUUAGGCAAUAAUUUUGCUUGGUUCAUUGGACUUAUUUUGUCUGUUCUUAUUCUCAUCGCAUUAUCAACUUAUAUUGUGCUGAUGUAUAAAAAACAUCAAGAACCUAAACGAAAACAAUAUACAGCUCCUCCAAGGAAACGAGUUCAAUAUGAGGCUACUGGAAGUGAUAGUGACAGAGAUUACCCGGAUGACAGACACCAUGACGAUGCCUAUGUAAAGGAUUAUAACAGAGGAUAUCGGGACGACGAUGACAGAUAUGCAGAGGAAAAUCAAGAUAACUAUUACGACGAAGAAAAAAGGAGAUAUGACGAUGAUGGUUACGCACGACGUCAACCACCUUACGAUGAUGACAGAUACGACGAUAGGUACGAUGACAGAUACGACGAAAGACGCGACGACGAUAGACACGAUGAAAGAUACGAUGAUAGACGUGAUGACAGUUACGAUGAUAGGCACGAUGAAAAAUACGACGAUAGGUACGAUGAUAGGUACGACGAUCAGUAUGGUAGAAGAGAUAGCCAUAAUGGUGACAGAAGAUAUUCCGAUGAUGACAAAGGAAGAAAUCAAGACUACGAUAGUCACGGCGAUAGGUACAAUGAUGAAAAUAGGCGAUACAGUGAUCGAAGCGUUGAGAGACAGUAUGCUGAAGAUGAAUCGUAUAGACCAUACUCAAGAAGAAAUGAUUAUGACCGAACACCAAGCUAUGAAAAACGACCGUCAAGUUUCACUGAAGAUGUCGACCUGAGAGAACCGGCCAAAUUUGAUGCUGAUGGCUCCCCAAUUGAUGAUAAACCAUCAAAAUCGCCUGGAAAAUCUAGUUUUGUGUAAAAGGACGUAAUUCACUGUUGAAUGUAAAUAUUGGUGUUAUAGUUAGGAAGUUCAUCUACAUUAAGCUUCUUAGUUUUCUGUAUAUUGAAAAUUAAUGCAAAACGAAAAUCUUCGUAAAAGUCAAGCAGCAGAUACAUUCAUUUUAGUAAAACCUUUUUUCAUUGUAUUUUCUCAUGUUACAUUAAUUGUGUUAUGCCGGUAAUUUUCAUUUAAAUGAUUGUAAAUAUCAAGGAACGAACAGUUUUUUAUUAUAUUAUUCGCUUUAUCAUAUUGAAAUACGCAUUUGUAAUAAAAUAUUUAAUAUGUAA
Molecule: messenger RNA, 4008 nt
Organism: Mytilus californianus (California mussel)
Lineage: Eukaryota; Metazoa; Mollusca; Bivalvia; Mytilida; Mytilidae
Product: neuroglian-like
Exons: 19
Coding region: 53-3700 (1215 amino acids)
Molecular function (GO): protein binding
Source: RefSeq, a predicted model, not a curated record